Molecule: messenger RNA, 1294 nt
Organism: Sebastes umbrosus (honeycomb rockfish)
Lineage: Eukaryota; Metazoa; Chordata; Actinopteri; Perciformes; Sebastidae
Product: arrestin domain-containing protein 3-like
Exons: 6
Coding region: 54-821 (255 amino acids)
Biological process (GO): protein transport
Cellular component (GO): cytoplasm; plasma membrane
Source: RefSeq, a predicted model, not a curated record
CUGUGAAGCUGAAGGGAAAGGUACAAGUCAAAUGGACUGAGCACUAUGGAAAGAUGACCAUAACAUACCGCAACAAAGAGAAGUACUUUAGUAUCAACCAAGUUGUCCUUGAGGAGGGCAAGGGUAAUAAUGUUGUUGGCCAGGGCUGCCAUGUCUACCCAUUCACCUUUAAGAUCCCUGAACAAGACCUGCCAUCCUCCUUCAAAGGCAAAUUUGGGAAGAUCCAGUACUCACUGGAGGCCAAUCUGAGCAGGUCAAUGAGAGUAGACACCAAAGCUAAGACCAAGUUCACUCUCAUCCACAAAGGAAACCUGAACAGUGAUCCAUCGCUGAUGACUCCACAGCACAGCAUCACUAAUAAAAAGAUGAAGCUCUUUACAUCGGGGACAGUUGGCAUGGAUGUAAAUAUUGCGCAAACAGGCUUCCACCAAGGGGAAGGAAUAAAGGUUGUGGCCUCCAUUCAGAACACAUCGUCUCGUGAAAUUAAGCCAAAGUACUGUCUGUAUAAGAAGUACAGUUACUUUGCGCAGCGCAGGAGAAAACUGGAAACCAAACCCAUCCUGAAAGAGGUGGGUGACACCAUCCCACCUUUGGCAGGUCAGACCGUCACCAGGAUCAUCACCAUCCCUCCCACCACGUGUGCGUCCAUCUUAAACUGCAACAUCAUCAAAGCAGAGUACCGGCUCAGGGUCUAUCUGGAUGUCAAGUAUGCUUCAGACCCUGAGAUCAAGUUCAACAUCGUUGUCCUGCCCGCUUUACAGGAGAAGCCUGAUGAUGGAGAGCACGUGCCUGUUUAUCCCACUUUAUUUGGUUUUUCUUAAUCCCUGUUAUCCAGGAAAAUGGCAAGAAUCACAACACUGUAAAUACUUUGGAUAAUGAUAGUGAGUGGAUCAUCUCCUGUGUCAAUGGACUUGAUUGCCAGUAAAUAACUUUCUUCACUUGAUCUCAUGGUGCUUUGUGCUCAUGAGGAAUACUGAAAUGUUGUAAAUGAUGUCAUAAAGAUUAUGGCUUUGCUUGCUUCUUUUAAACAAACAAUACAUACAUAAUAAAAUCUCUUAUUCCAGAGACAAUGUGUACUUUGAAAACUGUGAUGACUUUGUAAUGACUUUAUAAAUAUGGAAUUUAAUCUCCCGCUAUAUGUAAAUCAAUACCAUGAAGAAAGAAACGGGAGCUAAUAGAUGAGAAGAGAGUGAAUGGAAAUGAAAAAGACAAAAGAUCAUAUUUGUUUAGUUGAUGGAAGGAAUUAAAGAACGCAACCUUUCUUUUAUUUUUGUGAAAUAAAUUACUCACUUUA